AUCACAAUGUGUAUUUUGAUGAUAAUGGAUGUGCUAUAUAAAUCAAUAUCACAAUCUAUUCAAGGUACAAGGCUCAGAUUAAUCCAGUGCUGUCUUGGUUUUUCACAGCUCAGGCUGUUACGUACUGCGCGAUAAACAGUAGUUUGUUCUCUCAGCGCUUGUUUGAGAGUUCUUGCAGCCUAUCGACCGGGCAGAAGUUUGGAAGUGGGCGUGGUUAAUGUGGAAAAGUGGGAAUGCCAUUGAGUUUACAAUUUAUGUGAGUUCCAUAGACUGUACAAAUAUAAUAUAUGUAUAAUAUGUAUACAGUAUGUUGAGUUCCUUGAUGCUAAUAUUUGUAGUGUAUCUGCCAAUUUCUCCUGGGUAGAGAUUGUAAUACUUUAUGUGGGUGCGUGCUGAAUGAAUGAGUGAUCCGACGGACACGAAGGACUGGUCGACCCCUUGUUGUUUAUCUCCAUACUGUAUGGAAGAGAGUAGCCUUACGUCACUGGUAAGACCACGCCCUCUUAUGGAUGAAAACAAAGCAGUUGUGUAUGUGUGCGGCUAACACUUAAUCACGAUGAUGCUAACGUUAGCUAAUGUCAGUCGUCAGAGUUGUUAGUUAUAAUGUUAAAAAUUCAAAAUGAAUGUUAAAAAGUAACCCAUUGUGUAAAGAGCCGUCCAAACGACGUCUUUUCCAGGUCGUUUUUGGACAUCUAAUAUAGGUCCCCCGAAGGUGCAGAUCGUGACACCAGAUGGCGUCUUUUUUCCUAUGUCUAUCAAACGGGGGUCUAAGGUCUAAUUAUAGUCCAAAUGCGGUCGCUCUAGAUGUCUUUUCUACAUCAAAUUUAAAUACAUUUCGGACAUCGGAUGCUAUAGAGCUUCAUUUGAUCGUCCCAGCGGCAGAUAACUGGAAAUGUAUACUAAUAUAUAAUGCACUUGCGUUUCAAACCUGCUGCUGAGCCAAACGAAGCUACAGGAAAAUUAACUGCUAUAGCAGGGGGUCAAACUCCUUUUAUUUCACAUAAAAAUCUAAUUUGAUCUGAAGAGGCCUGGACCAGUAACAUAAUAGUGUGUUAACCUAUAGAUAACGGCAGCUCCAAAUGAGUGCCUUUGUGCCAGUGCAUAACAUUAUGAAAGUGUUUACAUUUAAUAAACUGGACAUCUUUUAAGAAAACGUGCAAUUAGUUCUAGGUCUCCGUGUCGGUUGGAUGUCAUAUGGAUGUAAUAUUUGCACACUGUAAAUUCAUUCCGCAGGACCAGACCCCCUGCCAGGCUGCAUGUUUGACACCUGUGUGCUACAGGAAACUAGUCCACCCUGUGGAAACACAUGAACUUGGAGCAUUUACAAAUAAGUCUCCACUUAUCUAUUUUUUCAUCUUUAUUCUUGAACAAAUUAACAUGCUAAACUAAAAGUGUUGAGGUAAAAUCCAACCAACAUUAAUGAAAAAAUUGUGGCAAGAAACUUCACAGUGGCAUAAGAGUCCUGACUGCUGUGUAUCCGCCACCUCUUUGUGGUGGAUGGUUCAGAUGCUCUGAAGCACGCAUCUCAAUGAAGUCCAACGUAAAAAUAAAAAGACAAAUGAUUAGAAAUAUGCUAAAGCAAUCUGCAAAAUGUGUAAAAACGUUGCCACGUCAUCCACUAACAUUACUAGAUUAAUACCAAACCAUCUCAGCAAAGGUAAUGCGAUUGGAAUCGGAGUUUUCAUCGGAUAAUGCGUGUGCGAAUGCUCCACAACCACUGCGUUGCCGUGUGCCCUGGAACAAAAACAUCCAAGAAAGCCGAGCGCAGAAAAACAAGAAGAGAAACAGAGCCGCUAGAAGAACUGUCUGAGGGAUAGCGCGGAUCUUAUCUGCACUAGAAGUAGCGCGAACGUUACGUACAAGGUUAAAAAAUUAAAUAUUAUCCGUCUGGUUGUUGUUUGAAAUGCCGGUCCGCCGCAUGAACGACUCUUAUUUAAUAUAUCACGUAAUAGGUCAACCGGAAAUCGGGCCGUAUUAACGUGGUAAUAACCCGCUGAAAAGACACGUAUCGCCACCUAGUGUGGAAGAGGAAAGCAGUUAUUCGGUUUUCUUGCGCUAUAUGUAAACCGGGACAAGGACUGUAGUCAGAAAGUCGAAUUUUGAGCAUAGCUCGAUUUAGCUCUGCAUGUGAACGCACUGACUCUGAACUAAUAAUGAUAAUGACAACUCCGAUUUUAAUCGGAGUAACGUGUUUACAUGCACUUAAGUUCUCCUGUUAUAGUCCGAUUAAGGCAAUAAUUUUUUUUCAUAUGCAUGUAAACGCAGUUAGUGUCUUGCCCAAGGACACUAGAACCGCUAACCCUUCAGUUCUUGGACAACCCACUCGUCGUUUAGCACUGGCAAGGGUAGCAUUUUCUUUCAAAUUAUGUUGUUCUACUAUUGCUCAGAUUGUUGUUCCUAAAGAAAGAUUGUAGCUGUAAUGAGGUCUGCUACUUCUUAUUGUUUAAGUGCAUGUGUAUGACCAUCACUGGCCCUUCCUGUAAGCUAGUUCGUUGAUCUUUAUUGAGUGAGGUGACAGGUGUGGCAGGGAGGACAGUGCUACACCUCAGUGAAUAUUGGGGGGAUAAGAGAUAGACUGAGAGCAUGUGGAUGGAUGUACAGGGCUAGUGAGACAUGUGGUGUUGGUAAGAACUGGUGGAGUGAAAGAUCCUGAGCUUUCCUGUGCUUUCUAAUUCACCCUACUUUGUAUUAAGAACGGUUGCUGUGUAGAUCUCUGGAGAGAUGGGAGAGCCCAGGAGGGUAAAGGUUCCCCAAUAGAGGAGUUAAGUCAAAGAUAAGGAGGAGGGUGGGGGGAGAUUAGAGGACUGCCACACACUACUGUCCCGAAAGUCUUCCCCAAAGUAGAGCCCCCUGACCCAUCCUGGGGUUUUCCCUAAGGUGAGAUCAAUUAAAAAAUUGGGUGGGUAACUUCUCCUGAUUGCCUUGCUGGAUGAUGUUGUCAUCAGUUCUUUUCACCCCAGAUAGAUAUGUUGCCGGUUUGUUGAGCAUGUGUUCUGCUUCUUAUAUAAGAGCGUUAAAGGUGAAAUGAAAGUGUCUCACUCUCUAACCGAGCUGCUGAUUUGGGGCUCUCCUGAAAAUUUGAGCCUUUGCCAUGGAACCUAGCUGUAAGCUGGUGGCUGUUUAUGGGGGAGAAAAAAACAGGACCCCAUCUAUACAGAAACAAAUUCCUGUAAUUACAGUCCUAGUGGGUGAAGCCUUGUCUGGUUUCUCUGUGCCUGAGGUGGUUAGAAUAAUCCGGUUAAAGGAUGGACUGUCGGUCCUGGAGCUCUUCCAUGGAGCCACUUUAGCCUUUAAGGACUUAGCUAUGACCUGCACUGUGCGUUUUCUCAACUACUUCUUGCAAAAGGAGAACCGUAGAGCUACUGUUCUUGUAGGUACAUCAGGAGACACUGGUGGCUCAGCUAUACAGAGUGCAAAAGGUCUCAGUGGGUUGGAUGUGGUGGUUAUUUAUCCCAGAGGCCGCAUUACUCCAGUUCAAGAGAAACACAUGAUCUCCUGCCUGGAAGAUAAUGUCCAUGUUUUUGCAGCGGACGGCAGCUCAGAUGACAUUGACCAGCCCCUGCGCAGCCUCUUUGCCAACCAGGAGCUGGUCAAGUCUCACAGCCUCAUGAGCCUCAACUCAGUCAACUGGUCUAGAGUCAUGAUCCAGCUGGCCCACUUCAUCUAUGCUUACCUAGAGCUAAGUGGAAUGGAGCACACUGAGGCUAAUGCAGCCCUGCCCGAACUGGAAGUGGUGGUUCCCACUGGAGGGGCUGGAAACAUUGCCGCCGGCUACAUUGUAAAGGAGAUGGGAUUGCCCCUGAAACUGGUUGCCAUGGUAAAUUCUAAUGACAUAGUGCACAGGACAAUAACCACUGGGGACUUUUCUAUGGCAGAUAACAUCAAGCAAACUUUGGCCCCAGCGAUAGACAUUCAGGACCCAUACAACAUGGAGCGAGUGUUCUGGAUGCUACUGGGAAGAGACGGAGCUUUAGUGAAGAACAUGAUGGAGGAGUUCCAGAACAUCCAUAGAUAUUUCAUACCCGAAAACCACCGCAAACUGCUGUCACAAGUUCUUUCAACUGGUACAGUGACUGAUGAAGGUAUACUGGAAACAAUGAGGAGAUGCUGGAAGGAAAACCAGUAUGUGCUGUGUCCUCAUACGGCUGUGGCUGUAUGGCAUCAUUAUCACUGUCCUCCCAGCCCCAGGCUCAACAGGUGUUACAUUGCAACAGCAUCUCCAGCUAAGUUUCAGACAGCAGUUGAGAAAGCGGGCCUGACCUUUGAUCUACCUGACGAGGUGUUGGCCUUGGAAAAGUUGCCCACCCGUUACCAGAACCUGGAGCGGAGCGUGAACUGGCGCAAAGACUGGGAGUACAGAUUGAUAGAGUGCAUUCAGUCUGUGGCUGCAGCCAGGAAGAACAGAGGGGCAUAUUAUUUAUAAAAUGUCCUAUACGCUGUGUGAUUACGCUUCCAUAUAUGGGCAAGAUCAGAUGAUCAACAUUUUGUUUAUCCAUGCAAAUUUUUAAAAGGCUUGGUCUGAUGUGUCAUGUUGUGUUAUUUUGAUCAGUCCACCAUAUCUUACAAGCUGAUUGUACUAUUUGUUUUUAAUGAAAAAUAAAAUGUGCAAUGUUAUCUAGUAAUUCCAGAUGUCAAAUACUGUAGCUUAUGCUAAUGACAGUAUAAAAUGUCUGUUGUGAUUAAAGUCUGCAAUAUACAGGACAAUAUGAAUGUGCAUGGAAGUCUGAAUAUUGCAAUUACAACAAUAGGCAUUCUUUCCAAAUGACAAAGCUUAGACUAAGUGUAGUGCAGUGGAGGACAAAGAACUUUGUCACUUUGAACUAAAUGAUACAUUUUGCUAAUAAAAAAAGAACAUGCAUUUUCUAUGGAACAUGUACUUUAACAUAUACAGUUUUAAUGGCAGUGGGGAGGUAAUCUACAUCAAAGAAGCUGGCUAUACUAACCUAUUUACAAGCAAUGAUUUUGUGUGAGGCGAGACCUUUGUAUCUUUAUCAUAUAGAUAUAGAUAGUAGAAGAAAUUUAAAAUACUUAAGUACAGAUACAUAAAUGUAUAAAUAAAAUUCCAUUUACAACAUAA
Messenger RNA from Mugil cephalus (flathead mullet), 5077 nucleotides. RefSeq names its product threonine synthase-like 2 (gene thnsl2). Gene Ontology annotation, molecular function: pyridoxal phosphate binding. The transcript has 8 exons. NCBI's taxonomy places the organism in Eukaryota, Metazoa, Chordata, Actinopteri, Mugiliformes, Mugilidae. Bases 3092 to 4423 code for a protein of 443 amino acids. Gene Ontology annotation, biological process: dephosphorylation; 2-oxobutyrate biosynthetic process. The record is from RefSeq and is a predicted model, not a curated record.